AUGGCUGCUUCAACUUCGCAGAGCCAUCAAUCACAGCAUGUUGCCACUUCUGCUCUCGAGGACGAUACCUCGCCCGUAUCCACCGACUGGCAGGGCCAGAGUGAAGCAGACGCACAAUGGCUGAAGCACAACAUUCUCAGUUUAGCCUUGGAGAAGCUGAUGGAGCACAUCGCCGAGAUAGAGGAAGACUCCACGCAGACUUGGAAUAGCUUCUCUCCUGAAAAAUUUCCUAGAAAUGUCUCUCAAAUCAUCACGGACGAGGAGCGACAAAAUACCAACCGCAACAUAUACGAUGACGAAGAGGCACUCCGCGCGCUUCCUUCAUCUAAGAGAUAUCUUCCAUGUCACUACUUCGAUCAUAUUUGUGGUUCGAGCACUGGCGCCCUCAUCGCAAUCAUGUUGGGGCGGUUCCGCAUGACCGUUCCAGACUGCAAAGCAGAGUACAAAGUCCUAGGUGAUAAAGUCUUCGGUAAACCUCGAAUCUUCUUCACACUUCGAACUCUGGUUGGAGAUAGGCACAAAUAUAAUGCGAAGCGUUUGGAAGAUAUGUUCAUAGACGUCUCUAAACGACGGGACGAAGAGCCAGAAGGAUGGUAUGGGAAGAUUACAUUUCCUCUUCGGCGAGACCUAUGCACCACAUUUGUAACCACUCGAAGCAAGACAACGGACGAAAAGUCAGACCAGUUGUACCUGAUACGCUCCUAUGAUCACGAAAAACGUUCGACGCCUCAGGUUUCAAAACAGCCUAGUCGGUCGAAUACCGACAUGUCUCAAUUCAGUAACCGACAACGGAGAGCUCGUUGCACGGGCAGCCACGGCAGCACCCCUAUAUUUCGAGCCCUUGAAAAUAUACAGUACUUUUGGGGGGCGGAAGACUGCAUCGAAUUUACCGACGGAGGCUUUGGCGCAGAGAACAAUCCUGUGAAGGAAGCAAAACAAGAAAUUGAAAGCCUCUACGGGCCAGAAUCUGUCGGAAUCCUCGUCAGUGUGGGGACUGCACGUAAGACUACACCAGAAAGAGCAAAGUCUUUCCUCACAACAAUGCCAACACAGGGGAGGAAUAUGGCUAGUAAGGCCACCAACCCCGAGAGUGCCCACAAAGACAUGCUGGAAGAGACCAACAGAGAUGAAGCCUUCCCAUAUUAUCGGCUCAAUCAUCCCGGCGGCUUGGAGUUGGAGCUAGAUGCCUGGGAGCCGAAACAGUCAAAGUUCCGUAGCAAAAACCAGAGCGGGUCUCAGACGAUAGAUGCUAUUGAGAAUGCCUUCGGUCACUGGGCACGAAAAGUAGACACACACCGAAUGCUAGAGGAGUGCGCUUCCGGGUUGGUUGAACGAAGAAGAAAACGCAUGAAGACGGCGAGGUGGGAGCGAUAUGCCACAGGCGCAAGCUAUGAGUGUCGCGAGCAGCGCUGCACCAAAGUCUGUUAUGAUCGGAAACAAUUCAAGCGUCAUCUUUCCGAGCGUAUAAUGGUCUUGAAUCUGAAGAUUCUUGUAUCGCUUGCAACUUUUCCGUACUAUCGGAUCUUCCGGGGCAACACACUAAAGCCCAUUCAGCUGAUCGCAAGCUACACUGGUCAGCCAAACCAGAUCAAAAAGAUCUUGUACCACUUAAAUCACUGGCAGGCACGCAAAAUUGCAGAGCUUCAGUUCAUUUCAAUUGCCUGUGCCAUUCUAGCUGCUGCCACAAUCGGCUCGUUCUCAUGGAAUGCAGUCAUCGAUGCUUACUGGCUAGCAGCUGCAUUCUGGUACUCCAGUCUCAUUCUCUCAAUCCUAGGAAUACUCCUAUCAGCGCAGCAAAUCACAGUAUUCCAACUUCUCGGGAAACCUCCAAAUGAUCUCAAAGAUCGUGACUCUACGAUCAAAUCCAUCCGCCGUUUUUUGCCUUUGAUCUUGUCCGAAGUUUCACCAUCGCGAACAUACGCAGAGACCGCGAAUGACUUAGGGGAGAUCGGCCGAUGGCGACCCAGGUGGAAGAUGGUCUUCAUCUGGCAAUGUCCGGUAAUGUUCAUGUCAUAUUCGGUGUCCCUCUUCAUGGCUGGAUUGACAAUCUUUGUUUGCACGCCACUUAUAAGAUUCGAAGGAUGGACGACAGGCGCCAAUAUCGCAGUAUUCUACCUGGUGACGGUAGCACUGACCGGUCCUAUUUUCGCCUUCGCGUCGUUCUGGAUAUACCAUUACGUCGAUUUGGAACACGACUUUGAUGAGACCGAUGAACACCCUACAGAAGUCUCUACCCAGACUAUGUAA
Bacidia gigantensis is the source of this 2247-nucleotide messenger RNA. RefSeq lists its product as uncharacterized. Gene Ontology annotation, biological process: arachidonate metabolic process. Gene Ontology annotation, cellular component: membrane. The record is from RefSeq and is a predicted model, not a curated record. The transcript has 9 exons. NCBI's taxonomy places the organism in Eukaryota, Fungi, Ascomycota, Lecanoromycetes, Lecanorales, Ramalinaceae. The coding region runs from base 1 to 2247 and encodes 748 amino acids.